Molecule: messenger RNA, 1071 nt
Organism: Penicillium robsamsonii
Lineage: Eukaryota; Fungi; Ascomycota; Eurotiomycetes; Eurotiales; Aspergillaceae
Product: NAD(P)-binding protein
Exons: 3
Coding region: 1-1071 (356 amino acids)
Molecular function (GO): oxidoreductase activity, acting on the CH-OH group of donors, NAD or NADP as acceptor
Source: RefSeq, a predicted model, not a curated record
AUGUCCAUCCUUCGUCGCAAAGUCAUCUUGAUCACGGGUAUCAACGGAUAUCUGGCUUCAAAUACUGGCACGGCUGUGUUGCAAGCAGGCCACAUUCUCCGUGGCACAUGUCGCUCCCGCGAGAGAGUGACAGCUUUACUAGAAGGCCCAUGGAAAAGAUUUGAAUCACAAAUCGAAAUCGCUGUUGUGCCGGAUAUAAGUGAGGUGGAGGCGUUCGACGAAGCUGUCAAAGGGGUUUCUGCGAUUAUUCACAUGGCGGCACCAGUUAUCGGCCCCGGAAUCACAAAGGCAUCGACGCAGUUGAUCGAACCUACAAUUGCUGGAACACGAAACUUACUCAACUCGGCUUUGAAGUAUGCUGGCGAUCAACUAGAGAUUUUUGUCUUUACCUCAUCUGCAGCAGCCUGCAUUAAGCCCGGCGCUCAGCCCCCGCACGUUUACAAUGACGAUAGUUGGAAUGUCGUCCAUCCCGAGAUUGUAGAGAGGGAGGGCGACAAUGUCUCGAUCUUCGCUUCCUAUCCAGUUGCGAAGAUCAGGGCAGAGAAGUACGUUUGGGCCCUCUACGAGAGCAAGGCACCAUUUGCCAUCGCUUCUAUCUGUGGAUCCAUCGCGACUGGUCCACCAAUUGUUCUCCCAGAGUCCGAAACCGAAAUUCCAUCCACCUGCAAGUCGAUCCUGAAUGCUCUCCGAGGGCUAGAACUGCCUGGACCCCAGGACCACAUUGCCAAGAUCGCCGGAGCCGCCCCAUACUCGGAUAUCCGCGAUAUUGCUAAAAUCUACCUAUGGUGCACUGAGAACCCCAAACUAGCUGACGGGCAGCGAUAUCUGGUGGUCGCGGGGCAUGGACCUCAGAAAGCAAUCUAUGACAUCCUCAAAGAAGCGUACCCAGAACGCGCGGAUAUCAUCCCCGAUGGAGAUAAAACCUUCAGUUAUAACAAGGACUGGACUUUUGAUGAGGCUGGGGUCCGAUUCGACUCAAGCAAGGUGCAGAAGCAUGUCGAAUUGACCUUCAAGACAUACAAAGAGACAAUUCUGGAUACGGCGGAGGCUUUGGCUCCGUACUGGAAGUAG